Molecule: messenger RNA, 534 nt
Organism: Didymodactylos carnosus
Lineage: Eukaryota; Metazoa; Rotifera; Eurotatoria; Philodinida; Philodinidae
Source: the annotation of a GenBank genome assembly
AUGAUCCCCAUGUUACUCAGCGUUAAGGACGAAGCCACAAAAACAGAAUUAUUGCCUGGUGCCGUAACGAAAUAUACAAUUAUGACUCAAACAAAUACUACAACUAGAAUUUUCGCUGGUGUUAUUUCUUUGGGGCUUACUGAAUUAAUGACUCAUUAUACAGAAAGUUAUCGCUAUUUCUAUGGAAACGAAUAUUUAGGUGACAGCGAAAAUCAAGUCGCUGUAGCUGCAAAUAAAAAAGCAUUAGAAUUUUGUAGUCUGGGAGAAUUCGAACAAGCAGAAAAAUUAUUUAAUGCAGCUUAUCGUACAUGUGCCAAUGGCUAUAGUGAUGAGUUAAACUUCAAAAAUAGUAGAGAUGCAACAACUAUUGCCGUUGAGGGGCAGAAUUUGCUGAAUAAUGGUAAAUUUUCGGAGACACAGGCUAAAUUCCAGAAAGCUUACAACUUAUCAGAUGUCAGUGAGCUCUAUGCUAAAUUUUCAAGUUAUAAGAAUGUUGUGCAGAUUAAAGCAGAGAAAUUUGCAGCUAAGAAAUGA